Molecule: messenger RNA, 3092 nt
Organism: Xenopus laevis (African clawed frog)
Lineage: Eukaryota; Metazoa; Chordata; Amphibia; Anura; Pipidae
Gene: fez1.S
Product: fasciculation and elongation protein zeta 1 S homeolog
Exons: 11
Coding region: 443-1618 (391 amino acids)
Cellular component (GO): axon; cytoplasm
Source: RefSeq, a predicted model, not a curated record
UUGCAGUUCUGAUGCCAGUGAAUGCGUUAAACACGUUUCACUGAUUUUGUCUUCUGUUAUUCAUGCUGAUUAGAUAUAGAGCCUGCCUAUCUCAUGAGAGAAGCUUCUGCGUACUGUGGGAGUGACUAUAGAGUUGUCAACAGUAUUCCAGAGGAUAUGAAUAUUCAUGAACAGCUGAGGCAGGGCUGUGCCUCUGGAUUUCUAUACUCCUCUCUAGCAGAGACGGGCUCAGAUCGGCCAUUAUCACCAUUGAAUGCUUUCAGCAGCUAUUACUGGGAAUGCAAUAGCUGCCCCCAACAUCACCGCUUUGCUGGAUACUGUCCAUGGAAUAGGAUGCUCAGCUAGGGAGAGCAUUGCAUCACUGCAUUCCAUCUCCUUCCAGGGAUCCACUGGCACCAGUGUCAUCGCUCUGCAGGCAACCUGAACGGAAAAGUGCUUUGAGAUGGAGGCCCCUCUGGUGUGCCUAGAUGAGGAGUUUGAUGACAUCCGGUCUUAUUCUGAAGAACGCCAAGAAAGAUCUCGGGGAAUGUACAUGACAUCUUCAAAACUCAUUGAGGAUGCCUCUCUCUCAGAGCUGGAAAACUUCAGUUCUGAAAUAAUCAGCUUCAAAUCUAUGGAAGAUCUUGUGAACGAGUUUGAUGAAAAGCUUAAUGUUUGCUUUCGGAAUUAUAAUGCCAAAACUGAGAACUUGGCACCUGUAAAGAAUCAACUACAGAUUCAAGAGGAAGAGGAGCACAUCAGGGAUGAAGAGGUCUGGGAUGCUCUCACUGACAAUUAUAUUCCACUAACGGGAGAGACAUGGAGAGAUCAGAGCCUUGAAUCACUGAAUGGAAACAUGUCUGACUCUGAGUUCCAUGAAAAAGAUGAAGAAGAGCUGAAUGAGAAAAGUGAAAAUGAUUCGGGUAUUAUUGAGGAGCCCUUACUUACUGCAGAUCAGGUUAUAGAGGAAAUUGAAGAAAUGAUGCAGAAUUCUCCAGAUCCAGAAGAAGAUCUUGAUGAUGAGGACCAUGACACUGAAAUUAUGUGUUCACAUUCUGACUCAGUUCUCCUUCAGGAGAUGCAAGCUUUGAGUCAGAAUUUUAACAAUAAUUGGUCUACUGAAGCAGGUCUUCAGCAUAUGACCAGUAUGGAAUUGUCAGAACUUCUGGACAGGGUUGAACGAGCCAUAUGUGAUUAUUCAGAGGAGUUGGUACAACAGUUAGCUCGACGAGAUGAGCUAGAAUUUGAGAAGGAGGUGAAGAACUCCUUUAUCACUGCUCUGAUUGAGGUGCAGAAUAUACAGAAGGAACACAGGGAGUUGGUGAAGAAGAAGAGAAAAGAUAAAGGAAUGAGUUUGCACAUUAGUCGUGCAGAGAAAAACGGGCAGAUGCCAAUGAAGCGUUUCAGCAUUGAAGGACUCUCCAAUAUUCUUCAGUCAGGGAUCAGACAGACCUUUGGAAACUCUGGAAAUGAUAAGCAGUAUCUCAACACAGUGAUACCAUAUGAAAAAAGAGGAACCCCUCCAUCAGUUGAGGACCUGCAGAUGCUUACCAACAUACUUUAUGCCAUGAAGGAAGACAGUGAAAAGGUUCCAAUGCUUUUAACUGACUACAUUUUAAAAGGUUACUCUGCUGACUGAACUCUACUGACUGAAUGUAUUGGAAUCAUAUCAAAAUUCUGGCUUAUCGUGAUAUUCUUGUACUCUGCCCUACCUAAUGUGUUGCAUGGAAAGAAGACUAUCAGAAAAAAAAAGAAGUUUUACAUUAGCCAAGGACUUGCAUGGCAUAACAGGACUUCCAACUGUACAUUUACAACUGCAUAGCAUUAAUCCAAAUUACCAGAAGGCUUUCGUGUCCUUUAACUAUUCUCAACUCUGAAACGUAUUUUCUUAAACAAGGUCCAAUAUAAGACAAAACCAUAAUAUUUUGUGUUUUUAUAUAUGACUGCAGGGACGGCAGACCUAAUGGAAUGCAAUCUGCCAUGACAUCCAUUUUCUGGAAAACACACACUGUGCCAUCAGAUUUGUACCAGAGGACUGUAAUAACGCAUGGUCUUUAAGUAUUCUUGGCAUUUGAAUAGGAUUAUAUAUAGAAUUUUGUCUUGGUUAGAGUGAAUGCUCUGCUGUGCACAUAUACAGUAAUUUGCACAUAGCUAAACUGCAGGUCCAAGUUUUGGCUUUCAGAGUGAGCUUUGAAAGUAUCUGUAUGAUAUUUUGACAUUUCAUAGGUGAAAGAAGAGAUCCUGAUGCUGGAUUCUAGAUUUGCUGGGCUGUAAAAGUGUUAAUACUAAAUGCAAGUUUGUUCAGUGUUACGUUGUGUUCCGUUCUUUUGACUUUCAAAAGUAAAGACUAUGGAUUAAAAAUUCACACCCAUCUGCAUGUGGAAUGUUUAGAAAUGAUCUUAAAAGGCAAGCAAGAUUCACUCACAUAGUAAGUUGGAUAUAGAGUAACUGAUUAACAGAAAUAGGAAAAACCAUAAGGCCAACUUGUAACCUAACCUGCCUGUCAUUUGUAGCAAUUAACACUAAACUUUGAUCUGCAGUUUCAUUGGCAGACUUUUUUUACAGGUAUUAGUUUUCCAGUUACUACUCAGUGAGUGAAUGCAAACCUUUCUGAAAUAACUUAAUAUUAAUGUUACUCUUCUCCAGUUUCAGUCGUCAAGGGGUUACUGUUCAGUGUAAACUUUAUGUUACAAUACCAAAUAUUGACUUUGUAUUACUUUAAGUAUUCCCAAAGGAUGCGAUCUGUCAGUUGUCAUUAUUGUGGCCCUUUGUAUUAUUUGAUGUAUUUCUUAUCGCCUUUAUUACAAUUUAACAUAAUGCAGCAAUAUAGUACCUCAAGAAGGAGAGGGGAGAAAGGAUACUGGACACAUAUGUCACAUGGGGGUUUGGGUUAAAAAAAAAGAGGACUGUACAUUGUAGUGUAUUAGAAUGUGUCUUGCAGUAUAUUACAUGAUAGCAUAAUAAAUCUGGUGAAAUGUAUAAAUAGCUCUAGCCUAUGUAAUCUCUGCAAAAUUAAACAUUUCAUAUUUUCUGUAGAUCUGUGCAUCUUAUGUUUUUCACCUUCCAGGGGUACAACUGUGUAAAAUAAAUUGACUUAUGUUGCGCUUACCCUA